AUGAAACUGUGGGUGGAGCGUGUCAGGCCCGUGCUGGCCAGGAACUGGAACUUCCAGAUUCUGAAGGAGAACCUCUGGAUGUUUAGAUGGUAUCAUAUCUGCUUUACUUACAACCACACCCAGAAGCUAUUAGGCACAUAUAUUAACGGCCAUUUGAAUAACUACCAAGAAUACGAUAUCGGACGACCUAUUUUCGGAAAUCACGCCUCCUUGGCCCAAGGGCAGACACCUGAGAGGAGCUUCAGCGGUGACCUCACACAGGUAAACGUGUGGGACAGAGCCCUCACGGAGGACGAAAUCCGCAACAUCGCCCUUUGCAAGGACGAUCCUCAGGGAAAUUACAUUUCCUGGGAAGUUGGCUGGACACCCUUCAAAGUCACCAGCUACGAAACUUCUCUGACGAAGCUCUGCGACGGCGAAGAAGUCAAGAACCAUCUUUGGUUCCCAGAGAUUUCAUUCAAGACGGCCCAAUAUCUCUGCCUGGCCCUUGGGACGGAACUCCCGCGACCCACGACGCUACAAGCCAUAGCUGACCUUAAUGCCUUGGCUAACAAGACCUUUCCUGGCGAUGACCGGUGUACGUGGGACUACUGGACAUCGUUGACUGACGAGGCGGAAGAAGGAGUGUGGAAGUUCUACGACGGCCAGAUUCCCGAUAAACUUCUGUGGGAGCAACAAGAGCCCAACGGCCUCCACUACGAAAACUGCGCCGUGAUCUUCCCAGUUGGAAUGUCUGAUAUCGACUGCAAGACGAAUAAGAAGUGUGUCGUGUGCACCUUCACGGGUCAGCAGAGGUUUUCUCUACUAGGCACUUGCGAAAGUGAACUACGAAACGUUUUCCUCAUCGCUUACCAAGAAGCCAUAGGAGAGUUGUAUUUCAUGGGAUACGGCGCAUAUUUCAUCAAGAAGCAGGAAGGCCGGUGGAUCUGGGUGGACGACGUCAAAAACCAGACGAUAGCCCGCAUGGAAGAGACGACUCCGGAUUAUCCAAUGGGCCGAAGGUGGUGGGUCCUGGAAAAGGCGGUGUGUGGACAAAGCCCUGGGAGUCGGAGGCGUUUGCUUCUGACCCCUUGCCAACACAGUGAGUUCACUUGUGACGACGGCUCCUGCAUACCUCACCACGAGCGAUGCGACCUCAAGUACGACUGCCGCGACAACAGCGACGAAGCCCAUUGUCACCUGGUGUCAAAACCGGACGACUACCAGGAGCACCUGCCGCCGAGAUCGACUCGCAACACGAGCGAGAGUCUUCUCGUCAUCUUGUCGGUCAGCAUUGAAACACUCUCCGUCGACACGCGGGAAAUGACGAUGGAGGUGUCCUACGAGCUGAUGCUGACCUGGGAAGACAGCAGGCUUCAGUACCUGAACCUGAAGGUCAGCAACACUCUGAACAUCUUGGAGGACGAAGUGAUGAGCAGCUUGUGGACGCCAGAAGUGAGCUUCAUCAACACCAACGACAAUCACCAUACUCGGGUCGACUCCGACACGACCAUGAUGAUCGACAGGCGAGCGGAAACCAGAACCAGGGACGAAACUGCACCAGAGGAAGUUGACGUGUACCCAGGCACGGUUAACACGCUGAGCAUCAGGCGUAAAUACGGCACCGUGUAUAAGUGCGAUUUCAACCUCGAGCUCUACCCCUUCGACGUCCAACAGUGCUCGAUGCACCUGAGAAUCACCUCGGCCUCCAAGUCCUUCCUCAUCUUCGAUCCCGCCAACUCGAGCGUCAAGUACUCUGGGGAAGCCAUUCUGAGGGAAUAUAGGGUGGGGGCUUUGGAGCUCAUCCACGACGCAACUGGGGCAUUCGGCGAAGUGAGAGUUCGAGUCCCACUGAUCCGCCUCUACGGCUACGCUAUCCUCAACAUCUACGUCCCAACCGUGGUUCUGCUCGUCGUCAGCUAUCUCACGCUGUUCUUCAGGGCGAGCAUCUUCGACGUCAGGAUGAUGGGAUCACUCACUGUCCAGCUGGUUAUUGCUACGCUGUUUUCCCAGGUAUCGGAGUCCCUCCCGAAGACCUCCUACUUCAAAAUGGUGGACGUAUGGCUCCUCUUCUGCAUAGGGAUAACAUUUCUGGUCAUCAUCUUCCACGCCGUCAUCGACUCCAUUCUGUACCAAAGUGCGAGCUUGCCCACGACAGGGAACACCUGGCUGGCGAACGGAAAGUCUGUGCCGGAAGACAUUCCUUACACAGAUAUCGGGAAACGCCUGGUUCUUCUGGCCAAAGUCGUGACGAUGAUCGUCUUCGUCAUUUUCAAUAUGGCUUACUGGAUUUAUAUUGUUUAUUAAACACGCAUCAGUUGGUUAUCAGAAUCUCCUGGAUAUCUCACCUGUGAUUCUUUCUCAAUUUGCGAGGAUCCGUAGGAGUUAGCGCUGUUAGUGCACACCAUGAACCCCAGCUGUAGGCAUCACUUAAGCUUCUUUGUAGCGUCCCUUAGAUGCAACACAUUUUAUGCGUUUUACCAUACCUCCGUUCAUAGUAUCUUUCUUCCAUCUUACUUCCCCACUCUUAAUAAUUAUUUUAAGGGUUGAAUGGCCUCAGGUCCCAGCGCAUGGCCUUUGGCCUAAAUGUUAUAUUCCCAUUCUCAAGUUUCAAAGAUUUCGAUCUAUUUCACAUUGAUUCGUUGUCCGUGUUGUGCAUGUCUUCUGAUUUUAUCAUAUCACUCUUCAGCAUCUUCCCAGUUUUGACCAAAGAGUAUUGAAACACUUUUAAUAAUAGAUUGCUAUGCUUAGGGAUUUGGUAACUGAUAACAAGACUCAAUCCUCAAAUUCCAAAGAAAUUCUGAUCUUCGAAAGAAUGAAUAAAAUGUGCACCGAGUAACACUUUUCUUAUCAGAUAUGCAUCUUUCCUCGACAUUCUAUAGAAAUUCCUGCCUAAAUGGAGACAAGACGAUGGAUAAAACGUGGUGAAUAAAUACAGAGGUAUCCCCUGUAAGUUGUGGCUU
This is a messenger RNA of Macrobrachium nipponense, 2942 nucleotides long. RefSeq lists its product as uncharacterized. NCBI's taxonomy places the organism in Eukaryota, Metazoa, Arthropoda, Malacostraca, Decapoda, Palaemonidae. Gene Ontology annotation, molecular function: neurotransmitter receptor activity; protein binding; extracellular ligand-gated monoatomic ion channel activity. Gene Ontology annotation, cellular component: neuron projection; synapse; plasma membrane. Bases 1 to 2286 code for a protein of 761 amino acids. The transcript has 7 exons. The record is from RefSeq and is a predicted model, not a curated record. Gene Ontology annotation, biological process: monoatomic ion transmembrane transport; nervous system process; signal transduction.